CACUCAGGUUGUACGGAUGCCCUCGGUGCGGAUUAGAUCCAACCUGCCAAACAAAGACUCGCGGGCCGAAUUAGUCCAAUGAAUCCAGGACCAAGAGCAUGCUCGCAGCUAAGCCCAGUCUAAUUAUAUCCAGAACCUUUCAGCUCCAUUUCGUCUGUUGACACUUGAUAGUAGGGUUUACAACAUCCUCCUCCAGGCAAUGGAGCUCGCCAACGCCCGGAGCGCACUCAAACGCAAACGAGACGACGCCAUUGAACCCUUCGACAACGGCACCGCCGCCACGGCCACCACCGACGCCUCCUCUGUUGACCUCUCUCUCCUGGAGGCCGUAGAGAAGUCACAAACCACUGUGGAAGUUCUCGACCUCAAAACCCUAAAAAGGCUGGUCCUCGCCUUCGAGCGCCGCCUCCGUGACAAUAUCGAAGCCCGGUUGAAAUACCCGGAUCAACCCGAUAAGUUCGCUGACUCCGAAAUUGAGCUCCACGAGGAGAUCCAACGCCUUAAGACCCUCGCCGGUGGCCCUGAACUUUAUCCCGAUUUGGUAAAUCUCAACGUAAUCCCUUCUAUUCUCGGCUUGUUGUCGCACGACAACUCCGACAUCGCCGUCGACGUCGUUGGGCUACUCCAAGACCUCACGGACGAGGACGUGUUGGAGGACAAUGACGAGCCGGCUAAGGUUUUGGUGGACGCGUUGAUUGAGAAUAAUGUCUUGGAGCUUCUGGUUCAGAAUCUGACCCGGUUGUCGGAGUUCGACCCGGAUGAGAUGGCCGCGGUCUAUGCUACCCUCGCCACCCUUGAGAAUUUGAUUGAGGUGAAGCCGGCUGUGGCGGAGAUGGUGUGCGAGAGGACCAAGCUGAUGCGGUGGCUGUUGGGAAAGAUAAAGGUGAGGGAGUUCGAUAGUAAUAAGCAGUAUGCAUCGGAGAUUUUGGCCAUUUUGUUGCAGAACAGUGCAGCAAAUCAGCGGCGAUUGGGGCAGAUGAAUGGGGUUGAUGUGGUGCUUCAGGCGGUGGCAAUGUACAAGUCACGGGACCCGAAGACGGCAGAUGAGGAGGAGAUGGUGGAGAAUUUGUUUGAUUGCUUGUGUUGCUUGUUGAUGCCGUUGGAGAAUAAAGAAAGAUUCGUCAGAGCUGAGGGGGUUGAGUUGAUGAUCAUUAUUAUGAAGCAGAAGAAGUUGGCUUAUGGCUCCGCCAUUAGAGCACUUGAUUUUGCGAUGACAAAGUAUCCACCCGCAUGCGAGCGGUUUGUGGAUGUGUUGGGUUUGAAGACUGCAUUUGCGGCUUUCAUGGGUAAGAUUCCUAUGAGCAAGAAGAAUAAGAAAGAACGCUACCAAGAAGAGUUAGAAGAGCGUAUUAUAUCAUUGAUUGCAUCAUUAUUUGGUGGAAUCUUGAGGGGUUCUAGAAGGGAUAGAUUGUUGAGUAAGUUUGUGGAAAAUGAGUGUGAAAAGAUAGACCGUCUUAUGGAACUUUACAUAAGAUAUUCGGACAGAGUUAAAGCUGAGACCGAACGGAUGAACCAACUUAAACUUGAUGAUUUAGAGAUGGAUGAAGAUGAAAGAUACAACCGACGACUGGAGGUUGGACUUUACACUCUUCAGUUGAUUUCGAUCAUUCUGGGUCAUCUUUGGUCUUCUGAGAAUCCCCGGAUGCGAGCGAGAAUUGAACUACUACUCAACCAGCAAAGAAUUACCAAAGAGGACAUCAAAGAUAUACUUCAGGAAUAUCAUGACAACAUUGGAGAUGUUGAUGGACCGGAGGAAAAGGAGCGUGCACAGGCAAAGAUCCAAAAGUUCAUCUCAGCCUUUCGAUCAAUUGAAUGAUUCCUCGGCAGUUCAAACCUUUAAAGAAGGUUUUUGGUCCAGGCAGGGAAGGAAGAAUAUUGCUGGCUUGUUGAUACAACUCAUGGAGGUGAGAAAAGCCCAAAAUGGUAGAUUGCAGGAGCAGAGUAUCUUCGGGCGAGGGGAGUUUGGGGGUGGGCUUGCGUGGCCGCUGUAGGCGGUGGAACCACCAUUCAGAAAUUGCUGGACAUCGGCUGCACGUGGAGAAUGUCUGGCAAACACGGGGUUUGGUGCGGGGGAGUGAAGGGAUGGCUUCGGGCUGGGGUUCAGUUGGUUUUGGCCCUUCUGGGUUUUCUUAAAAUUGUUUUAAUUUUUCAUAUUUUAUUUUCAGUCCUAAGCGCAUAUUACACGUGGAGUGGUGAGGUAGGUUUGAUUGAGAGUGACUCCAAUGACAUCUAUUCAAAAUUCCAUCCAAUUUGAUUUGUAACUUGGUUGUAUAACUCUAUUUGUACAAUUCGAGCUCAGAUUGAGUCGGC
Vitis riparia (riverbank grape) is the source of this 2310-nucleotide messenger RNA. Its product is annotated as beta-catenin-like protein 1. The coding region runs from base 200 to 1816 and encodes 538 amino acids. The transcript has 9 exons. The record is from RefSeq and is a predicted model, not a curated record. NCBI's taxonomy places the organism in Eukaryota, Viridiplantae, Streptophyta, Magnoliopsida, Vitales, Vitaceae. Gene Ontology annotation, cellular component: spliceosomal complex.